AUGGGAAUUCGACAUCGUCGGCCGCAUGGUUUCUGUACCUGCUGUGACAGCUCCACCACCACCGCAAUGCACACACUUUGAAUUCCAGCACUUCGAACAAUAAUGUGGCAGUCGUUCGUGAUUGCGUUCCUUCUGGUGGCCAUGGGAGCCGUGGGCGUGUACUUCGUCCGUCGGUUCCAAGCUCCCGUCCACGAAACGUAUCAGCCGUCGCCGUCGCAGCUCCUGCUCGGGUAUCGCGCCUUCCUCGUGGUGCUGUUCGCCGUGGCCUUGUUCGGGUACAACACGCUGCCGUUCGCGUGGGUGUACUACACUGUCUGGAACCUCACAUUGCAGCUCGUGUACUUGGUGUGGGCGACAGUCCAUCAGUUCCGCCACCGCGCCGUCACAGGGACGGCCGUGCCGACAACCGCCGAAAGCCGCGCGCUCAACACGUUCUUCGACGUGUGCUUCUCCGUGAGUUUCCUCGUGUGUAUGGUGUACUGGGGCGUCGUGUACCCGUCCCGCGUGGACAAAACCAUCAAGAUCAUGUCCGUGUUCCAACAUGGGAUCAACUGCAUCUUCCUAAUGGGGGAGUUUGCCCUCAACGGGUUCGUCGUGCGCAAAGCCACGCUCGGCUACAUCCUCAUCCUCCCCGUGCUCUACGGCGCGUUCUCGUGGAUUGGCCACGAAACCUGGAACGACGGGUUCUGGCCAUACAAGUUCCUAGACAUCUCCAGCCAGGCGUCGCCGCUGUGGUACGUUGGCACGUUCCUCGUCCAUCCGGUUCUGCUGCUGGGAACCCUCGGCCUCUCCAAACUCAAGACGCGAUGGCGCCCCGCCCUCUGCCCCGUCGUAUUCGACCCGACGUUGCCCCUAACCCCCAAAGACGACGACGACAACGUCACGCCGGCGUAAACAAGACCACUAAACCCUGUCUCUUGAGUAGUAGUAUAUGUGUAUCUCGAGUG
Aphanomyces astaci is the source of this 947-nucleotide messenger RNA. RefSeq lists its product as hypothetical. Bases 103 to 894 code for a protein of 263 amino acids. The record is from RefSeq and is a predicted model, not a curated record. The transcript has a single exon. Gene Ontology annotation, cellular component: membrane. NCBI's taxonomy places the organism in Eukaryota, Oomycota, Saprolegniomycetes, Saprolegniales, Verrucalvaceae.